Molecule: messenger RNA, 876 nt
Organism: Sabethes cyaneus
Lineage: Eukaryota; Metazoa; Arthropoda; Insecta; Diptera; Culicidae
Product: phospholipid scramblase 1
Exons: 5
Coding region: 1-876 (291 amino acids)
Biological process (GO): plasma membrane phospholipid scrambling
Cellular component (GO): plasma membrane
Molecular function (GO): phospholipid scramblase activity
Source: RefSeq, a predicted model, not a curated record
AUGUCCCACACUAAUCCCAACCUCCACCGGCAGGAGCACGAUAACCCAACGUUCGAUUUGAGCUGGGAUUACGGAUAUGACUCCGAGUUACGCAUUGCACCAACAAGCAACGUUGUACCCGUAGUGCACACGGGAGAAAAUCGAAUCAUCACAGCACAACCUCAACAACAAGAUAACGGCCUCAAUUCCGACACCCCCAUCAGGUCUGUCAACAGUCCCUUCCUGACACCGUUCAACCCCAGAUCCGGCCUUGACUUCCUGUACGGACUCGCUUCGGUUUUCAUAGAACAAACCUAUGAACUCAACGAAUUCCUAUCGGCGGUUUCUUCGGACAACCGCUACACCAUUCGGGGUCCAUCGAAUGAAGCCCUGUACGGCGUGUCGGAAGCCUCCGACCCCGGCGAUCGCUGUUGGGGUUCGCUGAGACCGUUUCAACUGUCGCUGGUCGACCGGAGCCAUCAGGAGGUGGUACUGUUGAAGAAAAAUCUUGGCUGCGGGAUAUUUUGCUGCUUUUGCAAGAAUCAGUUUCUCGAGCUGUGGGCUACCCCGGGAAUUCUGCUCGGUUGCAUUCAGCAAGACUACAGUCUGACGUCGCGGGAAAUCAUCCUGAUGAACGGGGACUUGAAUACGAUGUUUAGGAUACCGAUUUCGUUGGGCAAUGCGAUACAUAUGCCCAAGGAAGCGCACUUUCUCGUGAUGGAUAGGGACCUGCGUACCCAGAAGGGUACCAUUACCAGGGCGUGGAAUGUUGGCAGCUCGGCGUACACUAACAAUGUCUAUUUUGCCGAACCGGAGCUUGAUGUUCGACUGAAAGUAUUAUUUGUGGGGGCCGCCUUUUUACUAGAAUAUAUUUAUUUCCAAUCUAAUUGCUGCUGA